GUCACAUCAGCAGCAGCAAAUACACUUUCCCUCCAUUAAAUCAAAUGCCCUCCCUUCUUCCCUCAAAGGCUCAAACCCAAAACACCAAUCCACCCACGAGAAGCGCCGUCGUUUUGUUCCCGCCGGUGGCUUGAGCGCUGGAAAUUUUCCCGUUAUUCUGCCGAACACUGCGGUUCUACAAAGUUUUCUGACGAAGUAUUGGGUAUAUAGGGUAACCGUCUGAAUAUGGAGGAAAAUUCUCUUAUCGAUAAACCCAAAAGGCAGAAACUGAGUGAAGAACAAGGUAUUGAUGGGAACAGCAAAUGCAUUGGUAACUUACCCGACGCGGUUCUUCGACACAUUAUUUCCUUUCUUCCCAUAAAAGAUGCUGUCAGGACAAGUGUAGUUUCUAAAAGGUGGAAAUCCCUUUGGACUUCUAAUCCCAUUCUAUGUUUUUGGAAAACCUUGCCUGCUAAGAGAACACUUCUCAUGAAUUUUGUGGAAAGAGUGAUUUGUCUUCGGGAUGACUCUGAUAUAAAAGAAUUCACUCUCCAUUGUGACGUGCAAGGUGAUGCAUCUCGGGUUAAGUCAUGGAUAACUGCUGCAGUAAGGCAUAAUGUUCAAUCUUUGUGUAUCUGUCUUUCGAAGUUGAGAGGACAAUUUUCAUUGCCUCGUUGCGUGUUUACUUGUGAGACACUGGAAAGCUUUUUCCUUGAUAUGCCGUGUAUCCUCAAAGUUCCUCCUAUAAUCUGUUUCUCAAAUCUAAAGGUCUUGAGUAUCCAAAGUGUUACAUUUUCGGAUGAUUACACAACCCAGCAGUUUUUUUCCGGUCUGCCUGUCCUUGAGAUGUUGUUUUUAGAAGAAUGCAGAUGGGGGUGUCUUAAAGUUCUGAGUAUUUGUGCCCCCAAGCUUCAUUCUCUAGUCAUAAGAGAAGCUGAUAUUCUGAGUCAGAGUGAUUCUGAUGGUUGUCAGGUCACUGUUUUUGGAGCUAGUCUCAAAGAAUUUUUUUACACUGGUGAAUUCUUCAAUGAAUAUUGGUUAUAUAACUCGUUCUCAGUAGAAAGGGCAGAAAUUGAUGUUAGUUACUCUGAUAAGAGAGCAAGACAAGUUUCUUACCGCAUGUUUAAGGUUCUUACAGGGCUCCCUAAUGUAAAAGACCUAAGACUGUACUGUUCUGCAGUUGAGGUUCUAAAAUAUGCACCAGAACUCCUACAUAGGAUGCCCAUCUUCAAUAGCCUGAUAUAUUUGGAAUUGGGGUCAAUAAAUCUGGCCUGUGCAGCACUAUUGAAGAUAUUGCAAAAUUCUGUGUGUCUUGAAACUUUGAAAUUUUUUGAGGUCAAUCUAUUCUCCGGUCAUGAGAAAGAUGAUAUGAUACUGGAUCCAGUGCCUCCAUGUUUCUUUUCACAUCUCAAGAGCAUUGAAAUAGAUAGUUAUUCUGGAUAUAAGAAUGAGCUUUCUGCUGUAAAAAAUUUGCUAAAAAAUGCAGUGGUCUUGGACAACAUAGUUAUAUCUUUAAACCAUUUUGCAAAGGAAUUAGAGAAGCAAGAAGUUUGUAAACAGUUGUUAGAGCUGCCUAAAGGGUCACAAAAUUGUAAUCUCGCUUUGAUAUGAGCCCUAAUUUAGCCUUUACUCUCUGAAAAGCUAAUAAUUCCUGUUUUUUGGAAGAUGGGAAAGUAUGGCUUAUUGCCCUUCUACCCUACCUAGGUAACUUGCUGUUAUGUAAUGUUCAUUUGUGAUAAUUAGUUUUGAAUCCUCCAAACUAUAAGCUUGUGUUCAA
Molecule: messenger RNA, 1756 nt
Organism: Alnus glutinosa
Lineage: Eukaryota; Viridiplantae; Streptophyta; Magnoliopsida; Fagales; Betulaceae
Product: F-box/FBD/LRR-repeat protein At5g56420-like
Exons: 4
Coding region: 226-1590 (454 amino acids)
Molecular function (GO): protein binding
Source: RefSeq, a predicted model, not a curated record